UACAUUGAAAACCGGUCUCUCUCGCUCCCUCUGUUUUUUUUUCUCUCCCUCUCUGUACGUCUGUGCUUGUUGCUGCUGUCAUGGCGGGACGAAGCAGAGUUCCGCCGAUGGUGGGCCUGACGGGCCGCGAGUUUCCGGUGGUGGUGGCGGCGACGAGGCCUGGAGUGCCGCUGCCCAUUCUGGUGGAGGAGAUACCUCCAGCGCCAGGCAGGUCUCUCCGCCCCGUUGCGGCUGCUGCGGCCCUUGCGGAGGAACGCCUGGCUGCUCAGCACCGAGAGAUCCAGGCCCUCCUCCUCGACAACCAGCGGCUUGCUGCCACGCACGUUGCCCUCAAGCAGGAGCUCUCCGCCGCCCAGCAGGAGCUCCGCCGCGCCUCCCACCUCGCGGCCGCAUCCCGUGUCGAAGGUGAAGCCCGAUCCCAGGAGCUUUUCGAGAAGACGAUCGGCAUGGAGGCAGAGCUUCGCGCCCUUGAUAAUCUUCGCGCGGAGAUGCAGCAGGUGCGCGCCGAUGUCCAGAAGCUCCGUUCCUCCCGGCAGGAGCUCGACGCCCAGGCCGAUCGCCUCACCCAGGACCUUGCAAGGGCGCGGGCAGACGUGCAGCAGGUUUCGGCGCUCAGGGCGGAGGUUGAGACCAUGCACCAGGAGUUGCAGCGUGGCAGAGCUGCAGUGGAGUAUGAGAAAAAGAUUCAUGCUGAAAAUAUGGAGCAAAGUCAAGCAAUGGAGAAGAAUAUGAUAUCCAUGGCUCGAGAAGUUGAGAAACUGCGUGCUGAACUCGCCAAUGCUGAAAAAAGAGCAUUGGCUGCUGCCGCUGCAUCUGCUGCUGCAAAUCCAGGACCUGGCUACGGUGGAAACUAUGGACCUGAUAUUAGAUAUGGGGGAAACACUUAUGCCGAUGGUUAUGCCAUGCACCAAGGUGGUGUUGAGAGCAUUCCUCAGUAUGGAACUGGAGGUAGUUCAAGGGGGCCAUAUGAUGCACAACUGUCUCACGUCCGUUAGAUUGAAGGCUUGGAGUGAUUUUUACAACAAAAACAACUCAGCUCGAGAAGGAGAUGGCAUACUUCACUAUUUAUGCUUCUGUAUUGAUGAAAAUCAAGCUGGCAAUCUUUUUCAGAGUUCUUUAAAUCAUCCUAGAAUUUGUUCUGAUUUUCUGUGGCCUCUGUUUUGUAUACAAACACCAGUGUAGAUGUUCUAUGUCGAAGUAUCCAGGGUAAUUUUUUGUCAUAAUGCUCAGGAAGGGAUUUUCUUGGUUCUGACAAAUGGCAUUUUUCAGUGAAAAUGGCAAAUAUAGCAUAUCUUCUUUAAAAGAUAUAUAUUAACUUCUAAA
Nymphaea colorata (pocket water lily) is the source of this 1323-nucleotide messenger RNA. Its product is annotated as protein FLX-like 1. Lineage: Eukaryota; Viridiplantae; Streptophyta; Magnoliopsida; Nymphaeales; Nymphaeaceae. The record is from RefSeq and is a predicted model, not a curated record. The transcript is spliced from 4 exons. The coding region runs from base 81 to 995 and encodes 304 amino acids.